This is a messenger RNA of Linum tenue, 437 nucleotides long. NCBI's taxonomy places the organism in Eukaryota, Viridiplantae, Streptophyta, Magnoliopsida, Malpighiales, Linaceae. The record is from the annotation of a GenBank genome assembly.
UACCUUUGUAAAGAUUCUUCACCAAUUUCAGCGCAAUGUCUACCUCGGUCAUAUUUCUCCUGCUACGUCCAACAUCAUCGAAUUCUUCCCUUCCGCCAGUUACACUCAUAAAUGAAUAGGGACCAAACAUCGGGCCUGGAAGAUAUCCAUUUUUUCCAUAAGUUGAGCUUUUCACAUUGUCUCCAUCUUGAAUCUUACCAGAGUAGAAGAUUGAAUUGGGAAAACAGCUUAUCAAUGGAUGCAUCCUGUAUUGUAUAUUCAGGAGGUGCACAGGGUGCCCUAGCAAAGUUAGCCUUUCAAAAAGGCUCCUUCCGAACUCAGCUUCACUACAAGCCUGUGGAAAAGGAAAGGAAAUUUUGAAUGGCAUGCCUGAUACCAGGCAAUUGCAGAGGUAUUGCGGAUUCACAUUCUUUCAGUUGUGCAGCUUCAUCAAUCAC